CAGCCACAGCUUAUCAGGAUGGACGAGGAACAUCUCCACGACGAUCUGCACGUUUUUAAAGACAGAAACUUCUUCCGGCAGAAGCUGCAGUCCUUUUUCACGGUAUAUUUGCUCCUGGCCCUCUCCUUUUUGCUGAUCAUCACGCUGUUUGCUGUGUCGCUCUCCAGAGUUUCAGCCGUUUCUUCUAAACUCAACGAGGUGCGCCUGGAACGGAAACAGAACUUUUCUGGCAGGGAUUUUCUCUUGUUUCCCUGCGGACCCGGAUCCAGGGAAUGGGAAUACUUUGACGGGAAAUGUUACUACUUCUCCCUAACCAGAAUGAGCUGGUACAAGGCGAAGGCUCAGUGCGAAGAGAUGCACUCGCAGCUGGCUGUCAUCAACAGCUACGCCAAGCAGAAUUUUGUCAUGUUCAGGACAAGGAAUGAGCGUUUCUGGAUCGGGCUCACAGAUGAGAAUUCCGAAGGGGAAUGGGAAUGGAUCGACGGCACCGACUACAGAACCACGUUCACGUUUUGGAAGGAGGGGGAGCCCAACAACAGCGGCAGCAACGAAGAUUGUGCCCAUGUCUGGAUCUCCGGGAAGUGGAACGAUGUCUACUGCACCUACGAGUGCUACUACGUCUGCGAAAAGCCUCUGCCCAACUGAGCGAAGCCACCCGCGGAGGCGACGGCCCACCGCAAAUGUUCCUUUUUCGUCUUAAUUUAUACUAUCCGAGCACCCGCACACCACGCACCGCGCUGUCCCGAGGAAGAGCAGGGAUCGGGUUUUUUUGAUGGUCCUAAGCAAUAUACACAGGAAU
Athene cunicularia (burrowing owl) is the source of this 799-nucleotide messenger RNA. RefSeq names its product hepatic lectin-like. The coding region runs from base 19 to 645 and encodes 208 amino acids. The transcript has 6 exons. NCBI's taxonomy places the organism in Eukaryota, Metazoa, Chordata, Aves, Strigiformes, Strigidae. The record is from RefSeq and is a predicted model, not a curated record.